AUUCCAUAGAAAGUGAACAAAUGAUUGGAUUUAUUUUUAAUUUUAUUUUGGAAGGCUUUUUUCUAUAAAAAAGAAAAAGAUGUAACUAAUGUACCUCUCUAGAAAUAGAGAUAAGUUUAUGUUUACAAGCAUGUGUUCAUAGGAUAUUCCUAUGCGGCACGAAGAACUUCUGUUGUCUUCUAUUGAAUAUAUAUGAUUUAUAUAAAUAUAUUUUAUAUAUAGAGAUUUAUCCUAUUCCAGUGACAUCAUGAACCCGUCACAGCUUCGAAAGGGUCUUCAUUGUCAUUAUUUUCUUAAGCGAAAAAAGUUAUGUCGAAAUAUUUGGAAUUCUAUACCGUUAAUUAAGAAAUACUCUUCGUCUGUUGAUUCGGCAGAAGAAGACUUCUUUGGAAUCAGUGAAAAGGACUCCCUCGGACAACCAUCUGAAAAGGUUGAUGAAGUUGUAAAUAACGAUUAUAUAUACAAAAAAUAUUUACCUAAAAUGGUCGAUAAAAUGUCAGACCCAUCGCUUGAAAAAAUUUUUCAAGUACCGUUUGGUAGUAUUCGACUAGAUUCUUAUAAUAAACAUGCCCUUACUGAUAAAAUGGUAAGAGAGAAACAUGACGUUCAUUUAGGAGACUCGUCAUUUGAAAGCAGAAUUUCUACAGAGACCGAAGAUAAUAUUUCCAAUUUUCGUAAAUUAGAUGCUUCCAGAAAUAAGAACUCAGAGUUUGAAUAUAUCGAUAAUCAAUAUUUUUCACGAACCGAAUAUGCAUCCGAAUCGAAGGGAUUAAUGGAUAAUGAAAAAAUUACUUCAUCUGCUAACCAUACCUUGAUGGAUUUGGAAAAUAAGGAUUUGCACAGAAGCCAGAAUCAUGAUUUAAAUAAUGUUACUCAUGAAUUUGUAUCAGAUGAAAACUUUAUCGAUUCGCAAUAUUUCAACAAACCGAUGUCCGGAACAACAGAUGAGCCACCAUCGUUAGAACUAAAUUCUACACACCGAGCACAUUCUUUGGCAGAGAAUAAAGAAGAUUUGCAAAGAGAAAAUCUGCAUUUUAUUGAUAAUCAAUAUUUUGGCCUUAACGAUCAAAACGAAGGAGCAUCAACCGUCCUGAAAAAGAUUAAACCUGUUUUGACUAAAGAGGAACCUCUUGAAAUAAAGGCUCAGUCAAAACCACCUACCCAUGAUGAUGAAGAAACAGAUAAUGCAUUUAAUGUAGCUAUGAAGAUUCGAAAAAAACUUCGGGAGGAAAACGUUCGAGAUCCUGAUGGUCCUCUUUUAGACAGUAAAGGUUUCCGUAUUUUGAAAGACCAAGUUACUGAUUUAACUAAACUGACAAGCUAUGAAAUCGUAAAUCAUAUUAAAAGCAGAAUUAUUUAUAAUAGGAAUGACAUUGUUGCUAUCAAUAAGCCAUAUGGCCUGUCUUCUCAUGGUGGUCCCGGUGUGCAUGUGAGUCUAGCAGAUCUACUACCAGAACUUGCAGCUAAGAUUUACCACAAAGGAACACUCCAUCUUAUCCAUCGCCUUGACAAAGAAACCACAGGGGUUCUCUUACUUGCAAGGACAGCAGAAAUGGCAGCUGUUCUUCAUAAGAUGUUCAGAGAACAAGAAGUUCUCAAAACGUACUGGGCCAUAACUAAAGGUGUACCAAAUCCUGAUGUUGGAAUUAUUGAUAUCCCAAUCGCUGAAGGAUCAAUUGAUGGGAAAUCAAGAAUGGUUCUGAAACCUGACUACACUGAAGAAACCCGAUUGGUAAUGAAGAAAAGUUCAGUGAAACGAUCUGAAGCUGUUACUCACUACAAAGUAUUGUGUAAAUCAUUUGGAAGUGCUUUAGUGGAAUGUCAACCAAAGACAGGUGUCAAGCAUCAAGUUCGAGUUCAUUUAGCAUUUGGUCUCAACACACCUAUUAUUGGAGACCACAAAUAUUCACAUAUUAACAAACUUGCUCCUCAGCGUUUGUUUCCAGAAAUAUUACAGCGCCUAAAUGUCCGACAAAGUAAAGUACGUUACAUACCAAUGCAUCUCCAUUCAAAAGCUAUAAUUCUCCCUCAACUACUUAAUGGUAAAAACCUGUUCAUAAAAGCUAAUUUACCAUACCAUUUCUACAAGAACAUGAAGAGCUUAAAGCUUAAAACAGACAAGUAAAAGUUUAUAUAUAUGUAUGUAUAUAAACUGCAUUGUGCCUUAAAAGUUUUUAAUAGAAAAUCACUUUGGAAAUAAAUAAUACUGUUUGAGGUGAUAAAACUGAUAAAUACUUUUUUCCGACACAAAAAUAACACUUUGUGAGACUGAAAGUAAAAUCUUUGAGAUAAAGCUGCAUCACCUUCAGUUUA
Molecule: messenger RNA, 2313 nt
Organism: Octopus sinensis (East Asian common octopus)
Lineage: Eukaryota; Metazoa; Mollusca; Cephalopoda; Octopoda; Octopodidae
Exons: 9
Coding region: 248-2125 (625 amino acids)
Biological process (GO): pseudouridine synthesis
Molecular function (GO): pseudouridine synthase activity; RNA binding
Source: RefSeq, a predicted model, not a curated record